Molecule: messenger RNA, 1750 nt
Organism: Spodoptera litura
Lineage: Eukaryota; Metazoa; Arthropoda; Insecta; Lepidoptera; Noctuidae
Gene: EMC8-9
Product: ER membrane protein complex subunit 8/9
Cellular component (GO): EMC complex
Source: RefSeq, a predicted model, not a curated record
CCAAUCAGUGUCAAAUGUACCAAAAUCUGAGUUGAUUUGAUGUGAUGAUCAUUCCGAAAUCCAAUAAUUAAACUUCCUGGUUUUCCUGUUACUAUUGUGAAAGAGUUCUUGUGUGAAGAACUUAAGAAUUAAAAAAAAACAAUGGGUGAAGUAUCAUUGGAGACAGCGGCGUACGCUAAAAUUAUAUUGCAUGCGGCCAAAUAUCCCCAUUGCGCUGUGAACGGCGUUCUUUUAGCGGAUGCCACAAAAAUCAGAGAUGGAGCUAAGAAUCAGGACUUAGAUAUUGUCGACACUAUCCCCUUGUUCCACCACAGUCACUAUUUGUCACCAAUGGCGGAGAUCGCGUUGACACAGAUAGAGACUGUGGCACAAGCAGACAAUCGUGUGAUAGCUGGCUACUAUGCAGCAUGUGAGAACUUCAAGGAUAAUUCUGUUGAAAAGUGUCCGGGACAGAAGAUUGCUGAAAAAAUUGCAGAGCAUUUCCCAUCAGCCGUGUUCGUUGUGGUUGAUAACAAGAGGAUGAUGCAACAUUUAGACACUCCUGCCAUAAAACUGCAUAAGUAUGCUGAUGGACGGUGGAAGCUUAAAGAUGCAAACAAAGUCAUGUUCCAGACUCCUUAUGUUUUGGAAACAGUGUCCCACUUACUGCAGCGUGGUGUCCAAAAGGACCUUGUGGACUUUGACAAUUAUUUGGAUGAUUUGUCCCAGGACUGGACCAACCUAGGUAUCGAGAAGCUUAUUGCCAGCAUCAAUGCGUCAAACACCAUAGACUGUAAGGAGGAUGAUAAACUGUUCCGAUAAUGCUUAGGGAAUGUCCUAUUAUAUUAGUGAAAUAUUUUACUGUAUUAGUGCAAUGUAAACUAUAUUCAACAAAAAUAUGGGCUGGCUUGACUUAAAGUGAUUCCACAGCUUGACAGGUGUGAGUGAGGUUACCAGUGUAACCCAAUCCCUUCUCCCAUCUACAUCUCCAUCAUAACUCUAAAAAGUCCACCAAUGCAUUUAUGACUCCAUGGGCAGUCCCGUUUGCUUACCAUGAGGUGAUACAUCUACUUGUUUGCUGGCCCUAUCCCAUAAAAUGAUCCCAAUUUGCUCAUUCGUCAGAUAUGUUUGUACAAUUAAUUGAAGCUUGAUUAGUUUACAUUGUGCUGUUACAUAAAAAAUAAUGGAAGUUUUCUAUCAAAAUGUGGAUAGAUAGUUAUUACUUAUUAGACACAUUUUUUAUAAAUUAAAAAAUAAUGGUUAUUGUAUAUCAUAACUUAUAUGGACGGCUAGUGUUUAUCAGGAACUUAAAUAUGUGAAUUUAUCUCUGCUUGAUCAAACAUUGUAAUAUUAAAUUAUUUGAAGUAUAUGCAUGCAUUAUAAUAAUAUGAAUGUGUCCUAAAGUGCAAUAUAAUUAUGUUUACACAAUUUGUAUUCCUUUAUCCAUGUUUCAAUUCAUUCCUUCUUAGGUAUAGUUCUAAGUGAAUUGUUAUACAAUAUAAACCUCGGUUUAUUACACCAUGAAAACCAUGUAUAAGCUUUUGUAUAUAAGCGAACACUUUACUACUACUAUUGCCAUUAUAAAAGCAUUUAUAUUUUGUGAAGCUGAAAUGUAUCUUGUUACUUUAAAAUAGUGUAUGUCUUGUUGAAGUAAUUUCUACACAACUACAUUUAUCGGGUACGGUUCUAGAUUAAAUUUCAGUGCGAAAAUUAUAAAUUAUUUAUGUUAUGGUUAUUUUAUUACUUAUGUACGUUGUGUAUGGAUAUUUAU